AUGGAUUCAGCGAGGAGUUGGUUUCAGAAAUUCCAACCUAGGGAAAGAUUAAGGUCUUCGAGCAAGAAGAAGGAACCAUCAGAUAGUGGUGAGGGAUCAAAGUUACCCACUGCAGAGGAAGGUCCCUCAAAUGCUACAAAACAGAAGGUUGCAGCCGCAAAGCAGUAUAUCGAAAAACACUACAAAGAGCAGAUGAAGAGUUUGCAAGAGCGUAAGGAACGGUAUCUUUCUUCAUACAAAUUUAUACAAAAUUUUACUACAUGCGAAUCUAUUUAUGAUUAUGACGACUUUUAUUUUUCCAUUAGCUUGUUGAAAACUUUGUUUGAUCCUCUUAAAAAUUUAAGGCAAUGAAGGAUGGCAAAGAAAUACUCCUUGCAAUAUGUCCCUCUCGUGAACUUUUUCAUAUUCCCAUCAGACGCUCAUUUGUUCCUUUCAUUUUAAUGGCGACUAUGUUUCGACUUUCAUUGUAAAACCUAAAUUGUAUCAUAUCUCAUAACGUACCAAAAAAACGCGUUGGAUCCAUUGAGGGUGUGCAUUUAUAUAACUUUCAAGUUCAGAGGUCUUGCUGAGGUCAAUAAAUAUAGCAUCAUGGGAUGCCUAUCAUCAAUAAUGAAUAGAAGGAAAUAGUCGAGUUACCAGGCCACGCUAUUAAAUGAGCUGUUCAGUUGGGAGUUGAUCAUUUAUUGGUCCAUAACUUUUAUUUUAUUGAUGACCCACCAGAAUAUUUACAGAUUUCUGUUUACGUGAAUAGAAAAUUGAGGGCAACUUCCAGAAAUCUAUUUGGACUUCUGACUCUGUCGUAAUUUUUUUUUGUACCCCAAUCAUCUGCACAAGGCAAUUUUGUCGCAAUAAUGGUUUUUUCUUAUUUGAGCAGAAAUGCUCACAGUGAGGAAUUAAAAUCUUGCAGAAAGAGUUUUAUAUUAUUUCUUUACCUUGUUUGUCUCAGUCAAUCUCUCCUUCAUUUAGCAUUUCGAGGCUUGGCUAAUGCUAGAUUGAACAUUUUUUGGCUUUUAUUCUGUUUGAAUCUUCCAAAAAUUUCUUGCUCGGUCUUGAUUAUAUUUUAUGUUUUUCAAUUACAUUAUUUCUACUUCGAUUUAAGCUUCUGUGAUCAUACAUUUUUCUGUAGUCUCUUAUUUAUUUUUUUCUUCACUUUUAUUUUUGUCGCUGAGAAGUCGUUGGUCCUUGGAGAGGAAGUUAGCUGAUGCUGAUGUUUCUGAAGAAGAGCAGAACAAUCUUCUGAAAAACUUGGAAAGAAAAGAGACAGAGUAUAUGCGCCUUCAGAGGCAUAAAAUGUGUGUUGAAGACUUUGAAUUGCUAACAAUGAUUGGCAAAGGUGCCUUCGGAGAGGUAAUAUUCCUAGUAUUCUUUUAAAACUCACUUUAAUCUUACUGGAAUGGUCGGUCGGGUUCUUAUGCAACCCCUUUUCAAUAAAUCUCUAAAAUGUUCCAGGCCACAGGUUCAUGCAACGAAUUUGCACCUACUGUAUGCUAUUCCUGGGGUUGUCAUACUUAUAUAUAUUGAGAGAGUAAGCAUAAAGUAGGGAGUUUUAAAGGAAUGGAACUCUAAAUGACGCCUUUAUCCAAUUAUCAUAUUAUGAGUGCUUGACGGUUUAGCUAUCCAUUAUGGUCCUCUACGGUAUGGUAUCACUCAUUCUCGAUGGAUUCCUAGUCUAUUCAAAUUGACUGUUCCUUUUGCUACUGAAAAUAAGGAUUUUGCGGUAGCCCAUUCUUGUUUAUUAUGGACGGUGUUGAUUAGUUUCAUGUCAAAAAUAUGGCUCCAUUUCAGUGAGUCAUUUUUUGGAUCCCAUUGAAAAGAUAAGGCGUUUGAUGUUUAAAUGUCGGGUUUGCCACUUUAGUGCUUUGAAUGUUCCCAUAAAAAUUGUCAUCUUUCAUCUUUUCUUUUAUUUACUGUCAUAUGCAACAUUACCUUUUUCCUUUUUUCUGUUGGUAUAUAGGUCAGGGUCUGCAAGGAGAAAUCUAGUGGCAAUGUUUAUGCUAUGAAGAAGUUGAAGAAAUCAGAGAUGCUUCGUCGAGGUCAGGUAUGUAUUUUUAUUUUUCUUGAAAAUUGGGUUUAUUUUCCUUAUUUUUAUGCUUAAACAUAUGCUUUUGCAUGUUAAGGUCGAGCAUGUUAAAGCUGAAAGAAAUCUUCUUGCGGAGGUUGAUAGCAAUUGCAUUGUAAAACUAUAUUUUUCCUUUCAAGAUGAAGAGUUUCUUUACUUGAUCAUGGAGUAUCUACCUGGUGGAGACUUGAUGACGUUGCUUAUGCGAAAGGAUACGUUGACUGAAGAUGAAGCCAGAUUUUAUGUUGGGGAGACUAUUCUAGCAAUUGAGUCCAUCCACAAGUAUAACUACGUCCACAGGUUCUCUCUCUCUCUCUCUCUCUCUCUCUCUCUCGCCCCCCUUCCUCCCCCUGUGACAUGGACCUUCUAAGUGAAAUUCUGAAGUAUCCUUCCAAUGUCUUUCUGGAUUGUCUGAAGAGUAUUCCUUUCCUAUUUGCAGAGAUAUCAAGCCGGACAAUUUAUUAUUAGACAGAAAUGGUCACAUGAAGCUUUCGGAUUUUGGGCUAUGUAAACCAUUAGACUGCAGUACUCUUCCAGACUGGGAGGAAAAAGAUUUUGCUUUAGGAAGGAACUACAGUGGCAGACUACAGGCUGAUGGACGGCCUUCUGCACCUAAGCGAACUCAACAGCAACAGCUGCAGAACUGGCAACGGAACAGAAGGAUGCUGGUAAUCUCCAUUUCUGUCUUCAUCCGGACUAUUAAAGAUCUGAAAUUUUUCAUGAAUUUCAUUUUUAUAUGUUGUACAUUCACGUAAAAGCGCAUUCAUAUAACAUGCUCUACUUUUUUCUUCUGAGGUAGCAAUGUCGUUUUAAUUAAUACCAACUUUAGUGCAUCUCACAUUGAAUAUGAUUAAUCCAGUUUAUGUAGUUAGUUCAUUGAUCCUUUACUUUGUUUGGUCUAAAUUUAUCGUCUCUUGACAAAAUUGCAGGCGUACUCUACUGUUGGUACACCAGACUACAUUGCGCCUGAAGUUCUACUUAAAAAGGGCUAUGGCAUGGAAUGUGAUUGGUAAUUAUAAGACUCGUUUCUUUAACUUUUAUCGUCGACCAUCAUCGUACCAACUGUAAUUUAAAAUUUGCAAUCUUCCUCCUUGACUGAUAUAGGUGGUCACUGGGGGCUAUCAUGUAUGAAAUGCUCGUGGGUUAUCCACCGUUUUAUUCUGAUGAACCAAUGUCAACGUGUAGGAAGGUAAAGGAAUUGUACCUCAUUUGAUAGAAUGCUUUUAUUCACAAUGUUCACUCUACAUUUUUGAGAAAGUCCCUGAAGAAGCAAAAUAAUAGAAUUUCAGAUUUCGAGGAAACAUUUUUAGGCAAGAGUCACUGCAAGUUUAAAUUUCGUAUUAACUGCUGACUUAAGGAAUUUAUGAUUUCACCCCUCUAGCCAUUAUUUUUUCUCGAGACUUUAUUGGAUGAAAAUUUUCAAAAUUUCCCUUGUUAGAAAGGUUUUCUACUACAUCAUCAUUGUUCCCUCCAACAAAACUUUCACAAUCUGUUUUUAAGAAAGGUUGAUUUAUGUAAUGAUACGUUUGUUUUAAUGACACUUUUAUUGUCUAUUGACGGUGCACAUUCAUUCUAGCGGGUUGCUUCAUAGCCUUCAGCUCAGGUUAAAGAGCUAUUUCGUUGUUGGAGCAAUUCUCGAUUUUGGUCUCCGUAUCAUUUACGAAAUUGUCUCUAUUUUUUAUUUAUUUGUGCAGAUAGUAAAUUGGAAAACACAUUUAAAAUUUCCCGAGGAAGCAAAUCUGUCUGAUGAAGCUAAGGAUCUUAUCAGUAAACUCCUCUGCAACGUCGAUCAGAGGCUUGGGACGAAGGGAGCCAAUGAAAUUAAGGUUUCUUGCCAAUUUUUCUGUUCUGCUUUGUGAUAAUCUCUAUUGUCGUGUAUUUCUUUCGUUCCUUUCUUUUUCCUUAGAAAACUCCAUCAUAUUUCAGAUUCACCCUUGGUUCAAAGGUGUCAAAUGGGAUAAAUUAUAUCAGAUGGAAGCUGCCUUCAUACCUGAGGUUAAUGACGAGUUGGACACCCAAAAUUUUGAAAAAUUUGAGGAGGUGAUCUUUCCAAAAACAGAAAAAAUUAUAAAUCUUCUUGUUAGUUGAUUGCGGUUUAUCUGAUAUUCUGCAUCGUGCAUUUAUCUUUAUUAUGUGAUGUGCUGCUUUAUAGUCAUGCGAGGAAAUUCAAACGUCAUCAAAGUCGGGUCCUUGGAGAAGAGUAAGCAUGUUUUUUUUCUUUUAUUCUUCUGGCUAAGUUUAUUGUUUCUUUGCGUGUUGGUGCCUAUUGCUAAACAUGUCCUCCGUACAUUUUAUGCUGUCUAGAGCUUGAAUAUGAUUGCUAAAUUUCUCUGCAUCUCGCCAUUCAUUGUCCCCUGACGUGGUUAGAAAUGCAUCAUGCAUCUGAUUCUGAUGAGCCAGAAUCCUCUGAUGGAAGACUUCCUUUAUUGUGAAUUGCCUUCGCCUAAUCAAGCUACACGGCCACAAUUUCAGAUGAAAAGUUGUCAAAGCGGUGAUGCCCGAUUCGUUCUAAAUUUCUCUUUAUCUCGAAAAUCCGUAGAUUCUGAUGGAAAACCGUCCAGCCGCUGAAUAUCCCAGCAUUAUUUAUUAAUUUGAUGUAGUUUUUCUUAUUCCAGCCGUUGACUUGCAUCCUUUCAUUAAUUGUACUAAAUGCCGCCGCCAAUGGUUAUGGAUGCAUCUAUUGUUCUUGCAGAUGCUUUCUUCAAAGGAUAUCAAUUUUGUGGGCUACACUUAUAAGAAUUUUGAAAUUGUUGGGGAUCCUGAAGUGCCCGGCAUCGGUAACUUUUUCUCUUGCUCUUUCGAUGUGUAGAGAUUAAUGAGAAGAUUAUUUACCACCGGAUAUCUCCAAUAUGUAUGUAGGUCGUAGGCUUGUGAUCAGUCUUCUAGUUAGUUCUCUGUGGUAAUAGUUCUUGAGUUUCUUCCCGAAUGGAUCUGAUUUAUUGAGUUUUCCUCCAUAAAUGCAUAUUUUUAUAAUUUCUCUGUUUUUCUGGCUUCCAGUUGAUCUCAUGAUCCACUCGGUUGAGCAAUUGCUUUCUGCUGCUGUUUUCUUCAUCUUAAUUAUGAUUUUAAUCAUUUAAAUCAAGAAAAAAAAAUUCUUCAUAAUGGUCCAGAGUUUGUGUGCCAAAUGUAUAGCUCUACUCAACUCAACUCAACCUUGAUCGGAAACCAAGUAGAUAGUAAAGAUUUUAUACAUCAUCUCAAAACAAUAUCCAGCUUACUUUGAUCGAAGAAAGCCUAUAGUUAGUAUCAUUUUUUUUUAAUUUCUGAAAAAGGAACCCGAAUCAUUGGAGGCCGCAUUGCAUUAUCCGAAGGGAACUUGGCAAGAAAUUAAAAUUGCCAACAUGUUUCUUGUGACAGAUGCAUUUUUCCUGUGAUUUCCCAAUGUGCCUUCCGGUUCUUGCGCCUUCGAAUUGAGAAUGAGCUGUUUUAUAUCAUUCGAAUGAAUGGAAAUAUAAAUGGAUGAAAUUGGUUCUGGUUCCUUGUGAAGAGGAUAAAUCUCGCAUAUUUGCUUGCAGCUGAGUUGAGGAAGAAAAGCAAGUCAAGCUCAAAGAGACCCUCUGUAAAGUCCCUAUUCGGUCAGUACAUCCCCCCCCCCUCCACACUCUCUCUCUCUCUCUCUAGAUUAUUUGCCUAUGUUGGGACAUCAGGGAAGAUUUUGACUCACUAAGUAGGAUUAUCAAAUGGGGUCCUUUGUGAUUACCCACUAGUUAUUAUUUAUGAAUUAUACAUCUCUCUCUCUCUCUCUUUCUCUCUCUCUCUCUAGAUUAUUGCUCAGCUUAGUUGCUCCUCCCGCAGAAUCCUCGGAUUUGGACGAAGAGCCCGUUCGAGGGAGCUUCCUCAACCUCCUUCCCCCACAGCUGGAAGUCUCCAAGAACCACCAGGGCUCUUCUUCGUGA
Messenger RNA from Spirodela intermedia, 5955 nucleotides. The record is from the annotation of a GenBank genome assembly. NCBI's taxonomy places the organism in Eukaryota, Viridiplantae, Streptophyta, Magnoliopsida, Alismatales, Araceae.